AUUAAAAUUCUACUUGCAGGAUAACUGACUUUCAUUUGGGUAAAACCCUAUCUCUCUCCUCUCUCAAAAAAUUUUCAAAUCUAAAAAUCUCUGGCAUUUUCUUUUUCUCUUCCGAUCUGUUUGUGCAGUGAAGAGAGAGAAAGGAGGGGACACGUCUCAGUUGUAGGUUGUUGAUCGCUAAAUUAUUGAGCUGUGGAAAGUCUUGGAGUUAAUUACUGGAGUAAUUUGACUGCGACUAUAAUUACGAUUAUAUAGUAAGCUCAAUUUUAAUCUAAUUGAAAAGAAUAAUGAAGAACGGUGAACGUCUUGCCAAUAUUGCGUUAGCAGGUUUGACAUUGGCGCCGCUUGUUGUGAAGGUAGAUCCAAACUUAAAUGUCAUCUUGACUGCAUGUCUUGCAGUUUAUGUUGGGUGUUACCGAUCUGUCAAGCCAACCCCACCUGCAGAGACGAUGUCUAAUGAACAUGCAAUGCGCUUUCCCUUUGUUGGGAGUGCAAUGUUAUUGUCGCUAUUCUUACUCUUCAAGUUUCUUUCAAAAGACUUGGUUAAUGCUGUUUUGACAUGCUACUUUUUCGUGCUUGGAAUCAUCGCUCUUUCGGCGACAUUGUUACCAGCUAUUAAGCGUUAUUUGCCAAAGCAUUGGAAUGAUGAUGUUAUUACCUGGCAUUUUCCAUAUUUUCGCUCUUUGGAGAUUGAGUUCACCAGAUCUCAGAUAGUUGCCUCGAUUCCUGGAACAUUCUUUUGUGCAUGGUAUGCUUCCCAGAAGCAUUGGCUGGCUAACAAUAUUUUGGGCUUGGCCUUCUGUAUUCAGGGAAUUGAAAUGCUUUCCCUUGGGUCUUUUAAGACUGGCGCCAUCCUCUUGGCCGGACUUUUUGUAUAUGAUAUUUUCUGGGUUUUCUUCACUCCUGUGAUGGUUAGUGUAGCAAAAUCUUUUGAUGCUCCUAUAAAGCUUUUGUUCCCAACAGCAGAUGCUGCACGGCCAUUUUCGAUGCUUGGGCUUGGUGACAUUGUUAUCCCUGGUAUUUUUGUAGCUCUGGCAUUGAGAUUUGAUGUCUCUAGAGGAAAAGACAGCCAGUAUUUUAAGAGUGCUUUUCUAGGAUACACAGCUGGUGUGGUCCUUACAAUUGUUGUCAUGAACUGGUUCCAAGCUGCCCAGCCUGCACUUCUAUACAUCGUACCUGCUGUAAUAGGAUUCUUAGCAGCUCAUGUUAUAUGGAACGGUGAAGUUAAACCGUUGAUGGAGUUCGAUGAAUCUAAGACUGCUGCAUCGACUCAAGAAAGUAGCGAAAGCAACUCUGCCAAAAAGGUGGAGUGAGUGAAAAAAACUGUUGUUGAAAUGGGAUAGAAGAAUUUGUUGUUUCCUUUUUUGAGGACCCAAAAAGCCUCUUAGAUUAAUCUUGGCUAACUUGUGCAACUUGCACAUCAGUGUAACUGAUUUUGGAAUUAAACAAGGAAAAAAAAAUGAAGAAGAAUAAUAUAAAUUUAGCCUCUUAUAGCAGGACCA
Messenger RNA from Ricinus communis (castor bean), 1502 nucleotides. RefSeq names its product signal peptide peptidase. Gene Ontology annotation, cellular component: cytoplasmic side of endoplasmic reticulum membrane; lumenal side of endoplasmic reticulum membrane; membrane. Gene Ontology annotation, biological process: membrane protein proteolysis. The transcript is spliced from 12 exons. Lineage: Eukaryota; Viridiplantae; Streptophyta; Magnoliopsida; Malpighiales; Euphorbiaceae. The record is from RefSeq and is a predicted model, not a curated record. Gene Ontology annotation, molecular function: aspartic endopeptidase activity, intramembrane cleaving. Bases 288 to 1313 code for a protein of 341 amino acids.